AAUACGACUUACGAGUCUUCUCAGACAUUUACGAUGUAGCUCUCUCAAGUCUCAACUGUAACUCCACAUGAGAAUUAAGCUCCCCCUCUCAUCCAAUGGUCGGCAAGCCCUAGGAAGAACCGAGUCCCCGCGUGGAGUGAGGGAACAGUCGCACGGGUUCCUAGUUUCGGCAAACCAUCCUGAACCCCCUCUGCAACCGAGGCCAUGAUGCGUGUCGUGGAUGGCGACGGUGUGCCUGCGGGUGUUUUGGUUCUUAUUCUUGCUCGAUGUGAGGGCUGUUUCUUCCGCCAUUGCUAUUUAUCUCGCUGUCAUUUGAUCUCUUGCAUUCUUUUUUUGCAAAGUACAGUACCUAUUCAAUUCAUAAAAUAACCCCCCAAAACCGUCAUCAUGCCUGGCGCCCCUCCACCACACGUCGCGAUCCCCAAGAGCUAUCAGAAUGUGGGCUUCAAGCAUACCAAGAUCUCCCACUACCCGGCGUCAUCAGCGGAAGUGACCCCCAUCGUCAUCUUCACGCUGUACCGCCCGGGCAAGUACAAUGCCUUCACCGAGACCAUGAUGGAUGAGGUCGAGCAGGCGUUCCAAUGGUUCGACCUCGACGACCGCGUCAAGUGUGUCAUCACCACUGGUGAUGGCCGGAUAUUUUGCGCCGGAGCCGAUCUGGAGACCUCGUUCAAGGGCGGAUAUGAGAAGCCGAGCGACCACCGUGACGGUGGCGGCCGUUGCUCCCUCGCCAUCCACCGCUGCCGUAAGCCCACUAUCGCCGCCAUGCAAGGCUCCGCCGUCGGCGUCGGCAUCACCAUGACCCUCCCGAUGACGAUCCGCAUCGUGUAUGCGCAAGCGAAGAUCGGCUUCGUGUUCGCGCGCCGCGGCUUGAUCAUGGAGGCGUGCAGCGCCUUCUUCCUGCCGCGGCUGAUCGGCAUGUCGCGGGCCCUGCACCUUGUCACCACCGGCGCGACCUACCGCGCCGAUGACAAGCUCUUCGGCGACCUGUUCAGCGAGACGCUGGACGCGCCGGAGAAGGUGCUCCCGCGCGCGCUGGAGAUCGCGGAUGAGAUCGUGAAGAAUACGAGUGUGGUGAGCACGCAUUUGAUGAGGGAAUUGAUGUAUCGGAAUCCGGGGUCCGCAGAGGGGACCCAUUUAUUGGAUUCUAAGCUUAUUUUCGAGAUGUUUAGCAACCCGGACAACAAGGAGGGUGUUGCGUCAUUCAUGGAGAAGCGCCAGGUCAACUUCAAGGGCACUUUGGAGGACGACGGUCCGGUUUCGUACCCCUGGUGGGAACCCAUUGAUGUCGUUCGCGGCGCCAAGCCGGUCGGCUACCAGUAUAAGCCUAAGAUUUAAAUUAGUUAUCCAGUGUAUCCGUUGUAUCCAUUGUAUCCAUUGUAUCAAGUGGCAAUCAUAGAAUUUCAAAAUUCGCAGCAUUUG
Messenger RNA from Eremomyces bilateralis CBS 781.70, 1422 nucleotides. Its product is annotated as ClpP/crotonase. The coding region runs from base 388 to 1338 and encodes 316 amino acids. The transcript has 3 exons. The record is from RefSeq and is a predicted model, not a curated record. Lineage: Eukaryota; Fungi; Ascomycota; Dothideomycetes; Eremomycetales; Eremomycetaceae.